AUGGGUUUAUCUGCACGUAGUGUUGGGGUGUUUAUUCUUUUGCUUUUGUUUGUUGUUGAGUCUGUUGUGUUUGCUGAUGUUAAUAAGGGAGAUGAAGAUGAGAAGUUCUUGUUUAAGCAUCGUCGUUUUGGGGAUCGUAUUGGUGGGGGUUUAGGGCAUGGGAUUUAUAGUAAAGGGUUUAGACAUGGUGGAGGUCUUGGCCUUGGUGGAGGUGGAGGUCUUGGUGGUGGUGGUGGUCUUGGCGGAGGAGCUGGUGGAGGUCUAGGUGGAGGUGCUGGUGGUGGCUUGGGAGGUGGAGGUGGCCUUGGAGGAGGAGCUGGUGGAGGUCUAGGCGGAGGUGCUGGUGGUGGCUUGGGAGGUGGAGGAUUAGGAGGCGGUGCAGGUGGUGGUGGUGGUUUAGGAGGCGGUGCAGGUGGUGGCCUAGGAGGUGGUGCAGGUGGCGGUCUUGGAGGUGGUGCGGGUGGUGGUCUAGGAGGAG
Molecule: messenger RNA, 478 nt
Organism: Nicotiana tabacum (common tobacco)
Lineage: Eukaryota; Viridiplantae; Streptophyta; Magnoliopsida; Solanales; Solanaceae
Source: RefSeq, a predicted model, not a curated record